GAUGUGUUAUUUGCAACGCCGACGUUGCGACUAAGAAAGUGAGAGAAGCGAUUUCAGUUCAGUUCUCGGUUUUCUGGUAUCAGAAUCGGUGUCUUCUAGUUUCUAGCUUGGUCACUGAGCUAAGAGUCGUUGAAAAUGCUAGCUCGUCUCGCCGUCACGCGUCUUCGGGAGAUCCGUCAAGUUUUCCGACAAGUUCCUCAGACCUCUAGAUCCUUCUCCACUGCUCUAAACUACCACAUUGAUACUCCGGAUAAUAAUCCGAAUGUUCCAUGGGAGUUCACUGCUGCGAACAGGGAGAAGGUUAAAGAAAUACUGUCUCACUAUCCAUCCAACUACAAGCAAUCAGCUGUUAUUCCUCUGCUAGAUCUUGCACAACAGCAGCAUGGAGGAUGGCUUCCUGUUUCGGCAAUGGAUGCUGUAGCUAAGGUUAUUGAAGUUGCUCCUAUCCGUGUAUAUGAAGUUGCAACAUUUUAUUCAAUGUUCAACCGUCAACCAGUUGGCAAGUACCACCUAUUGGUUUGUGGCACAACUCCUUGUAUGAUUCGUGGUUCACGAGAAAUAGAAGAUGCAUUAUUGAAACACUUAGGAGUGAAGCGCAAUGAAGUAACAAAAGAUGGUCUUUUCUCUGUUGGCGAAAUGGAAUGCAUGGGAUGCUGUGUAAAUGCUCCCAUGAUUACUGUUGCUGAUUAUUCCAAUGGAUCUGAAGGAUAUACUUACAAUUAUUAUGAAGAUGUUACUCCAAAGCGAGUUGUUGAGAUAGUUGAGAUGUUAAGAAGGGGAGAGAAGCUACCGCCUGGCACACAAAACCCAAAACGCAUCAAGUGUGGGCCUGAAGGAGGCAAUACUACACUGCAUGGUGAGCCAAAACCACCUCCAUGCCGGGAUCUCGAUGCCUGUUAAUGUUAUGGUAAAUGUUGUUACCAAUAAUGCAAAGCUUGGAUUUUUUUCAGGCUUUCCUGAGUCAUCUUUGUUUUUUAAGCUCAACCAUUUUUUGUAUUUGCCUGCCAGCAUGGUUUCUGGCAGAUACUCAGUUCCAUGCAUCUUCGUAUUCAAGAAAUGGCUUACUAGUUCCUUGGUGCACAUGAAUUCAUAUGUUGAAUGCACUCCUUCAUAUUGUGGCAUUGAAAAGCACAUGUACUACUAAUAUCAGGCAUGUCGUGAUUCAGAAACAAUCACAAAGAUUAUCAAAAUUUUUUUAUUUCUUCAAUCCAAAUAUGAAAUAGAUCAAGAACAAUUAUUCUUUUAUGAAGUUACUGCUGUUCUUAGGGCCA
This is a messenger RNA of Jatropha curcas, 1271 nucleotides long. RefSeq names its product NADH-ubiquinone oxidoreductase 24 kDa subunit. Gene Ontology annotation, cellular component: respiratory chain complex I. NCBI's taxonomy places the organism in Eukaryota, Viridiplantae, Streptophyta, Magnoliopsida, Malpighiales, Euphorbiaceae. Gene Ontology annotation, molecular function: NADH dehydrogenase activity. Gene Ontology annotation, biological process: mitochondrial electron transport, NADH to ubiquinone. The record is from RefSeq and is a predicted model, not a curated record.